UUUGCUACAAAGACUAAAAAAAUGUUGCUAUUUUCUGUUCGCAAUUUUUCCACUUCUCGGAUUUCGCGCGCAUCAGCUCUUAAAGAAGUAUUUAUUUUGGAUGCUUGCCGCACACCUAUUGGCUCUUUUCGUUCACAACUUGCUUCUUUACCAGCCCCUUCAUUAGCUUCUGUUUGCAUUAAAGAACUUAUAAAAAGGACAAAUAUUCCGGCGAAGGAAAUACAAGAGGUUUUCCUUGGUCAAGUCUGUCAAGCAAAUGUUGGACAAGCUCCUGCUAGACAAGCAGCCUUAGGAGCUGGUUUGGAUGUCGGUGUUGCUGUUACAACAAUAAAUAAAGUUUGUAGUUCCGGGUUAAAAUCGAUAAUGCUUGCUGCUCAACAAAUACAAACUGGACAUCAAAAUAUUGUGAUUGGAGGAGGGAUGGAAUCAAUGAGCCAAGUUCCUUAUUAUUUGGAACGGGGAGAACUUCCAUAUGGAGGAGCAAAAUUAAUUGACGGAGUAGUUAAAGAUGGCUUAACUGAUGCUUAUGACCAACACGUCCAUAUGGGUGUUUGUGCUGAAAAAACGGCAAAAGAUAAUUCAAUUGGACGUGAAGAACAAGAUGAAUAUGCAAUUCAAAGUUAUAAACGUUCUGCCGCUGCUUGGGAAAGUGGAGCAAUUAGUAAAGAAAUUGUUUCUGUUGAAGUAAAACAACGAAAAGGGACACAAAUUGUUAGCAAAGAUGAGGAAUUUACUAAAGUUGAUUUCGACAAAUUGAAACAAUUACGUGCUGUUUUUCAGAAAGAAAAUGGGACAGUAACAGCUGGAAAUGCUUCAACAUUAAAUGACGGUGCUUGUGCUGCUUUACUUUCAAAUUCUGAAAUCGCCAAAAAAUAUUCUCUUCGUCCAUUAGCUAAAAUAAUUUGUUUUGCUGAUGCUGCGACAAAUCCAAUAGAUUUCCCUGUUGCCCCUGUUUUGGUUAUUCCAAAGUUACUUUCUUCUGCUUCUUUAAAACUUGGAGAUAUUUCUCUUUUUGAACUUAACGAGGCAUUCUCUGUUGUACCUUUAGCUGCAAUUAAAAAAUUGGGGUUAGAUCCAGCUAAAGUAAAUGCCCAUGGAGGGGCUGUUUCUCUUGGACAUCCUAUCGGAAUGUCUGGUGCCCGUAUUUUGACCCAUUUAGUGCAUGCUCUAAAGCCGGGACAAUUUGGAUUGGCUGCUAUUUGUAAUGGGGGAGGUGGGGCUAGUGGAAUGAUAAUUCAAAAAUUGGAAUAA
Meloidogyne enterolobii is the source of this 1251-nucleotide messenger RNA. The record is from the annotation of a GenBank genome assembly. Lineage: Eukaryota; Metazoa; Nematoda; Chromadorea; Rhabditida; Meloidogynidae.